Molecule: messenger RNA, 1350 nt
Organism: Dioscorea cayenensis subsp. rotundata (Guinea yam)
Lineage: Eukaryota; Viridiplantae; Streptophyta; Magnoliopsida; Dioscoreales; Dioscoreaceae
Product: splicing factor U2af small subunit B-like
Exons: 3
Coding region: 262-1104 (280 amino acids)
Biological process (GO): mRNA splicing, via spliceosome
Cellular component (GO): U2AF complex; spliceosomal complex
Molecular function (GO): metal ion binding; pre-mRNA 3'-splice site binding
Source: RefSeq, a predicted model, not a curated record
GGGCCCGCCGUUUUAAGCCCUAACCCCAACCUAAACAGAGCCCCUUCUCUCUCGCGGAGCUCAGAGUCUCCUUCUCCGCCUCCUUGUCUCCCCCGAAGCCCGUGAACAAGGGUUAUGCUGCUCAAGGACUCUGGAAAUCCCUACUCUGGCCAGCCUGUUCGUUGGCAUUCCCAAAUCUAGGGUUUCAUGAACUUUUUUUUUUUCUACUGAUCCUGCAACAGCAAACAGAGAAGGGUUCAUCAGACUUAGUGUUUCAAAUCAAUGGCGGAACACUUGGCUUCAAUAUUUGGCACAGAGAAGGACCGUGUGAACUGCCCCUUCUAUUUCAAAAUUGGUGCAUGCCGCCACGGCGACAGGUGCUCACGACUCCACAACCGACCCACGAUAUCCCCAACACUACUGCUCUCUAACAUGUAUCAGCGACCUGACAUGAUAACCCCUGGAGUGGAUCCACAAGGCCAGGCCAUUGAUCCUCGCAAGAUCCAGGAGCAUUUUGAGGACUUUUAUGAAGACAUCUUUGAGGAGCUCAGCAAGUUUGGUGAGAUUGAGAGCCUCAACAUCUGUGACAACUUAGCUGAUCACAUGGUCGGGAAUGUCUAUGUGCAAUUCAAGGAGGAGGAUCAAGCAGCUGCUGCCCUUAAUGCCUUGCAAGGGAGGUUUUACUCUGGCCGUCCUAUCAUUGCUGAUUUUUCACCUGUGACUGACUUCCGUGAGGCGACCUGCAGACAGUUUGAGGAGAAUAGCUGCAACCGUGGUGGUUACUGCAAUUUCAUGCAUGUGAAGCAGAUUGGGAGGGAGUUGAGGAGAAAACUCUUUGGGCGCUAUAGAAGGUCACGUGGGAGUAGAAGCCGUAGCCGGAGUGCUAGCCCGCAUUUCCGGAGGGGCAACCGUGACCGAAGGGACCAUCGUGAUCGUGAUGGUGACCGUGACUACCGUGGGAGUGGACGGAGGGGUGGUGGGGAAAGGCAUGAGAGAUAUGAUGAUGGGGGAAGGAGGCGACAUGGAAGCCCCAAGCGGACGAGGAGCCCUGUGAGGGAAGGUAGCGAGGAAAGGAGGGCUAGGAUCGAACAAUGGAACAGGGAGAGAGAGGAGAAGCAUGAAUAAUUCAGGUUGUUUUCUUCAUUUUACUGUUUGGUUUGGGACUGUUAAAUCUAGGCCCUAGGCAAGGUGUUUGUUUUGCUUUUUCUUUUUUGGAUUUGUGGCAGUAAAUUAUGAUGAUCCAAACGAUUUCGUUGACAUUCUGUGGGUAUCCAAACUGUGCUAUGCUUUUUUAGUUCAUAAUUGACAAUUUGGAUCUAAGGUAAUGUACCAUUUCUGUUCGAGACAUUUGAAUUUGCCCAUAGAAAUCUA